Symbiodinium sp. CCMP2456 is the source of this 1238-nucleotide messenger RNA. NCBI's taxonomy places the organism in Eukaryota, Dinophyceae, Suessiales, Symbiodiniaceae. The record is from the annotation of a GenBank genome assembly.
AUGUCGGCAGCCAAGCUGGAAAAGAAGAUAUGGACCUUGGAGCAGAGACUGCGCGAGGAGUUCCGCGUCGAGUUGCGGAGGGCAGUCGGGCACUGUGUCGCGAGAGUGCAGCAUCUGGAGGCCGAGAUGCUUCUACUCAGAGGAGAGAAGCCUGAGAGACCUUCGAGAACAGGAGCACAACUUGCGGCGCAAGAUCAGGUUUCCGUUGACGUCUCCUCCGGAGAUGCCCCCCUCCCAGGAACUGUUGCUGAAAAGACACAGGAAGCGGACGUGUUGCCCGUCGCCCGGCCGUCUUGGCCUGAAUGGCCGGAAUGGGAGCCUAACGAGGCAGUAGCGAAAGAUGAGUGUGUCGACUGGGUCCCAUUAGAGCCCGUGGCUUUCUUAGAGUCUACUUGGAACCUUGUAUUAGUCAUGGGCUUCACCGAUGCUGGUUGGCUGGAUAUCAUUAUUGCCUGCCUGCUUUUGAUUGCCAGCGCUGGUCUGCAGAUCGCCUUCAGUAUAAUUCUGCUGUCGCCAGAUUUCCUUGGAGAGCCCUUUGAAAGCCACAUCCAGAGCGCAGAGUCUUGGAGGGUUGGUGUUGCCCAUGAUUACAGGCACAUGGAUCUGGCACAGACCAGCCUCGUCUCACGCGUGUGCAACAAGGACCCUUCCCUCAUCGUGUCGGCAAGUCAAGCGACUCUCCUUGAUCAGAUUGAUGCUUUCCUCGGCCUCUUACAACCCUUAAACGUGAGUUUGGGAAUCCUGCUCUGCAUGCUCUGCAUCCUCCUAUGGUGCCUCUAUCUGUGCAACGAGUUUCGGGCCAUUGGCCUGUCAUUGGAGGCGAUACUGCAGGUUCCACGUCGUGCCUACACGACCUUCGAUCACGGCCGCUUUACGACAAUGUCCUACUGGCGCUUCGCGGGGUAUGUCCUGGCCCGACUCACUCGUGGCGUGAUCGCCGGUUUGCUGCUUUAUGCUGGAAUUCUUUGGCUGGGGAAUACCACGUCGAUCACCGAUCUGAUGCUGAACGCGGUGGCCCUGGGGGCUGUCUUGGACGUCGACGAGAUGUUUUUUGCAGCCCUGAUGCCGAAGAAGAUUCAGAUCAAGAUCCAAGACUUGGAGGCCAUCAAGAUCAACUAUACCCGCGCGAGGAGCCAAAUCGAGUCAGUGUUGCUGCUUCUUAUCAUGUGCGGGCUGAUGUUGUGGCCUUGGUUCCACUUGGUGGAGCCACUUGGCAACCACAUGCUGGAGGUGAACAG